Molecule: messenger RNA, 3128 nt
Organism: Sycon ciliatum
Lineage: Eukaryota; Metazoa; Porifera; Calcarea; Leucosolenida; Sycettidae
Product: tumor susceptibility gene 101 protein-like
Exons: 11
Coding region: 186-2012 (608 amino acids)
Biological process (GO): protein modification process; endosome to lysosome transport; protein transport
Cellular component (GO): ESCRT I complex
Molecular function (GO): ubiquitin binding
Source: RefSeq, a predicted model, not a curated record
GAAAGCAAAUAUCGGUGCUGCUUGCUCAUUUCCUAUUUCGUUGUGGAGGAUACUUCAUCCAAGGAGUUUUUCCUGUCGACAUGUCCCUGGAACAUUAUUAGAGAACUUGAAAACAGGAGUAACUUUGGGACCUGGUGACUUGACAAGGAGGCUGCUGUCCGAAUCCAAUCUUUACAGCAGCAAAUAUGCCCUCGGUGGCGUCAACUGAACGGUUCCUGAAGGACCAUGUGUCUCAGUACGCUCACAAGGACCAGGUGAAGAGUCAAGUACUGGGCACAGUACGAGUCUACAGCGACUUGACAACCAAGAGAGAACCCUACUAUCACCCGGAUGGCACACGAUCAGACUGGCUGAAUAUGGUCGGCACAAUUCCAGUGGUUUUCAAAGGUACCAAGUAUAACAUUCCGAUCAUCAUCUGGAUUCCAGACCAGUUCCCGGCUAAGCCACCGUUAUGCCUGGUACAGCCUACAGCCACCAUGAUAGUACGACCAGGUAGACACGUCGACGCUAACGGCACAGUCUACCUGCCCUAUUUGGAGGACUGGAAGCGGGGCAAGUCUACUCUGGCAGGCCUUGUUCACAUCAUCUGUGGAGUGUUUGGCGAGGAGCCACCAGUCUUCAGUCGUCCGGCCAACCAGCCGUUCAUCACCAGCACCGCCGCACGCCGCACAAGCGGCACUGCCGCCGACGCGACCAUGGUAACCGCGGGUAGCAGUGGAGGGGUCGCUAGGUCGGUAGGUGCUAGCACAUGCGCGACGAGCGUUGCCAUGCCUCAACCACCACCAUCGUUCAGCACUGCCACCUCGCAGCAAUAUCCCAGGAUGGCCUCGGGACACCUAAUUCGUCCAACAGUGGCAAUGCCUGCCACCACACAGGCUCACACAAGCAGCAAUCCACCUGUGUUCCAUCCUAUGCCUAGCAUGGUACCUACACAUGGGCCACCCGGGGCAGGUACGGCCCUGCCCAACCACGGGCAGGCCCCGGUCGCACCCGUAGCCACCGCCGGUACAACACCCUAUCCUAAUCUAUCACGGUUGCCCGGCCAACAGGCGCAGCCAUCGUUACCGUCGGUAACGCAGUCCAGUGGGGGAGGGUAUGCGGCCAGCUCUGGUCCUCCCAAUCCAGGCCAUGUGCCAUUCCCGGCAGCUAAUGCUGUUGCUGCUCCUGGCCCUGGCUAUCCGAGUUCAGCGCAGCCUGGUAUAGGGCAGCAGACACCGUAUCCACAACAAACCUACUUCCAGCCGCCGCCACAACCUACAGGCAGUGGCUUCGCACAGGCUCCACAUUCUGGUGGUCUUCAGCCAGUUAGCUAUCCCGGUCACCUCUCCGGUCAUUUAGCAGGCAGCAGUCCUGCCACAACGGGGAGCACAACAGCCGGCGCAAACACGACAUAUAGUGCUGGUGCCGGCGGCACUGGCAUGGCAACGUCCUCACUGGCCAUGUCCUCGUCCAAUGCCCUCGUGCCGGGGGUCGGUGGAAGCUCGUCAACAGGCAGUCUAGAAGCUACCACAGUCAAGGCCAGCCUCGUGUCCGCCGUCGAGGAUAAGCUGCGCAGGAACUUGGCCAGCUCGGAGCAAGCCGCACAGGAGGACUUGUCUCAACUCAGUGGCACACACUCAGAGCUGGUGGACGGUGGUAAUCGCUUGCAACAGAUGAUUGAUGAGAUGUCUGCAAAGCAGAAUGAGCUGCGAGCGUCGAUUGAGGAGCUCAAGGCUUGCCAAUCAGAAGUACACACUGCUAAUGAUCGUUUGCAGAAACUGACGGAUGAGCAAGCCAAUGUGGACGCCAUUGUUGUGGCUGAUUAUCCAUUACAUAGACAAAUUCUAGAUCUACUUGCUGAGGACAAUGGCAUUGAGGACACCCUGUACUAUCUUGGUGAAGGACUGCGCAGAGACACUAUUGAACUGGAUGUAUUCCUCAAGAAUGUACGUGAGCUGUCGCGUCGUCAGUUCUUCUUGAGAGCUCUCAUCACCAAAGCCGUGGCGACAUCGCGCACGUAUGAGGAUGCGUGAUCUUUCAUUAGGGGUAUGCACGACAGUUCUCUGUGCUUGUAUGGACAUGCCACACUGUGGGGCAUUACGUGUGAGCGGGUAUGCUUUCCGUGUUCUGCAUCCGCCGCCGACCAGUUGAGCUACAGCCAUGGCGCUGCUGUGUUGUGUACCAUUCGCCUGUUGACUUUUCCACCCUGGCCGUCACUCACACUCUCCAAUAUCCGAUUGUGUGAGCGAAUCAGUGCACUCACACCACGCCUUUGUGCACACUUCUAUGUGAAGUAGGAGGUUGUCACACGCCCUGUAGCACUGGUUCCUGCCGUGCACAAACACUGCUGAAACAGUAUAAUUAUGCUGGUGCAAGUGAAUAUUGUGUACAUUGGGGACACAAUAUUGUUUUCUUCGGUCAUUCUGCUUCACUGCUAUGAGUUCUUCAUCAGUGGAAGAGACACGCUGAAUGGUUUGUUACUCCAUUUUUUAUGUUGGUCGCCGGGUGCAUAAAAUAAUAUGUGUGUGUGUGUGUGUGUGUGUGUGUGUGUGUGUGUGUGUGUGUGUGUGUGUGUGUGUGUGUGUUUGUGUGUGCGCACGUAUGUGAGUGUGAGUUUUUGUGUGUGUGUGUGUGUGUGUGUGUGUGUGUGGGAGCGCUUGCAUGCCUGAGUGCUUGCGUGCCUGUGCAUGUGCCAAUUUUUUCUCCCCGUAAUACUUGCAUGACAGCAACCAUGCAAGUUUGUGUGUAGCCUUGGUGAUCUCUUCCGUUUUCGCUUUUUCUUUAUUUCUUCGUUGAGAAACAAUACUUUUUUUGCAGGGCAUUGUGGCAAACUCGCUGCAAACAUGCGACAUCAGUGCAUCUUUCCACAGCAUUCUCAUUAGGCACGUUACAUGAAAAUAUUCUACUUUUUAGAGCGAUUUUAUGGCUGAAAAUCGCCCGCCAUAUUCCUAUUGUAUCCAACAUAUAACACAUUACUCAUUUGAAGACAUAGCUGUCUUUCUUUCUUUUUUUUAAUCUAUAGUUCUUUUGUGUCGCUGUGUAUUUUCUAUGUUUCACUGACCAUCUGUGUCCGCCUGCCGUCUCCUCCGAACUAUUGCUACAUGCUACAAGAACAUGACUUGCAGUGACAAGUACCAUGGCAUCUUACA